ACAGCAAACGUGCCAGGAAACUGCAACAACAUGGGUGCUGUUGCCCUGCACCACUACAGCAGAUCUGGGAGGCGCUGCAUUCAGUGAUUUUUGUGCGUCCAGGGCUCUCACCCACAUCAAUCGUGAUCAUGGCAGCGUCCGGGGCUGUGACGUCUCUUGUAGACGCUUCCACAGCAGUCGCGGAACGAGCUCUACGAACACCAAGCGCUGUUCCAGAAGCUGUGCAGAUUGCUUCAGGAUCCACGUUCGGUCUGCUAGGACGUGUCAUCCUGUCCAUAUUGGGCGUGCUUCCUAGCAUCCUCUUUUGGCUGUCUUACACCCUCCCCACAUGGCUCUUCACACUGUUCUCUACCACUCUGACUUUCACGAUGAACUUCAGCUCUUUGGUUUUUGUCUUGGUGUUCGUGGUCUCUACCGUCACCUACUUUGUUAGGUAUCGCUACUUGACCAUGUACGCGAGACUGCCACCAGAACCACAACGUGAGGAACCCCAGGUCGAGGUCUUCCCUGAAAGUCAGGAGGGCGAUAACAAAAGAGCGUUCUCGAAUUACAUGGACGAGUUUUUGAGUGCCAUCAAGGUGUUCGGUUACUUAGAGCGUCCCGUCUUCCAUGAGUUGACACGUACGAUGCAGACUCGACGACUCUUCGCAGGCGAGACUAUCUUGCUGGAAGAAGAGAAAGGGUUUUGUCUGGUCAUGGAUGGUUUGGUCCAGAUCUUCGUCAAGUCAAAACGUGAGAACAGCGAUUCUGACGAGGAGGCAUCCUCGAACGAAUCGCACCAUCAGGGUCACAGUCAAGGUUACCAGUUACUGACGGAAGUCAAGAACGGUGCGCCGAUGUCCUCGUUGUUUUCGAUUUUGUCAUUGUUCACGGAAGAUAUCAAGCUUCGUCACGAUGAAGACGAGCCAGGACCGAGCAUGCCCAGUACACCGCACACUGGAAGACCGAGACCGUCGAUAUCCCGCAACAGCAGUUUUGCGACAAUGGAUGACUCCAGACCACAGACCCCUCAGCAUCUGCCUCGCACACAGACGGGGCAUCGACGCGCUUCUUCUACAUUGGCAAGUCCCACAGCAGGUGGUCGUUUACCAAGUGUGCCGCCACUUUCGCUUGAUUUGGACGAACAUGGCGAACGUGUCAAACACACCAAGCCCCGGCGAUCACCAUCAAGAUCAUCAAAACCCAAAUCUGCGCACCCAGAUAUCGUCGCUCGAGCAGUCGUGGAUACAACAAUUGCCAUCAUACCCGCAACGGCUUUCCACCGAUUGACACGUGUAUACCCUAAAUCAACAGCGCAUAUCGUUCAAGUCAUUCUCACACGUCUUCAGCGAGUCACUCUGGCAACCAGUCAUGCGUAUCUCAGCUUGACCAAAGAGGUCCUUCGUACGGAGAAACUGAUGAACAAGUAUACGACGUAUGAUCUCCCUGGCUUCCUUCGUGAUGCACCUUUGGAGAGGCUAAAGGAGAAGUUUGCGAAGGAGACAGACCGCCUCGGUGUCGACGAGGGUAUGCAAGGGAUCGCCCUACACAAUCCGGGCGCCGGACGUCGCCGUCGAUCAAGUACGUCGCUCAGGCGUGGCACAGCUGCGCAAGCCCGUGUUGCGGCGGCACGAGGAACGUCCAUGGAAGUGAACAGCCAGAUCGAAGCUAAGAAGAAUUCACUGGAACCAUCUUUUCGUAACGACCGCAUCAGUGCGGGCGACCUCUUGACCAAUACCCAGAUGGCUCGUGGAGCGGGUCGAUCAGGCCGUGGCAACAGCUUCUCCCAGCCAUAUCAACAUGACAACCGACGAGAAGCUCGCACCCCACUUGAUGCUGAUAAUUUCAACCCAUUCACCUCGCCAUUGGCACGGCCGACUAUACAGCGACAAGAGUCCAUCGAUGAAGCUACCAUCUUUAGACAGUCUGUUCUCGACUGCAUGUUCAAAGCGAUUGGCUUGACGGAUCUAGAAAACCCAAUGCCCAAGCCAGCUGUGUCGGUCGAGCAGUCGCCCAGAAUGCUGUCAUUCGACAACAAGCGCCAGAAGGCUGUGUUCACCAAUGCAUUCGGUUUGAUGGACCCGUACGACGGCGGUGACACAGAAUCAGUAGUGUCAGCCUCGAACCUGUCGAGCAUCAGUGGUGUCAAUCACCAAAAUUUACUCGAAGAGAUAGUCAACGAUGUCGAGAUUGUCUACUUCCCCAAGGAUGCCGUUCUAGUCGAACAGGGCGAGCGGAAUCCUGGAUUGUAUUACGUAGUAGAUGGCUUUCUCGAUGUCAGUGUGGCAAUCGAAGAUGACAGUUCGGAGUCUAAUGUGCUGGGAACCUCUCCCACAGGAGCAUCUCUCAGCCAGGAAGAGCUGUUCGGCGCGCCGCUGAAGCGAACGUCGACGAAUAACUCCACACGUAACCUCGCCGAAAGUGUGCACAAGAAAAAGAAACCGCGCAAGAGCCUAUUCAUGACCAAACCAGGUGGAUUGGCCGGCUAUUUGGGUACCGUCUCUUCUAACAGGUCAUUCGUCGAUGUUACUGCAAAGACCGAUGUAUAUGUAGGCUUUCUGCCACGAGCAUCGAUUGAGAGAAUUGUCGAGAGGUAUCCCGUUGUUCUACUGACGAUGGCUAAGCGCCUGACUACACUCCUGCCGCGCCUUAUUCAACACAUUGACUUUGCACUGGAGUGGGUUCAAGUGAACGCCGGUCAGGUUAUCUAUAAUCAAGGUGAGGAUAGCGAUGCAAUCUACAUCGUGCUCAACGGACGUCUACGAGCCAUACAAGAUGCCGAAAAGAGUGGUACGAUGAAGGUCAUUGGGGAGUACGGCCAAGGCGAUAGCGUUGGUGAGCUCGAGGUGCUGACAGAGUCGGCACGCCCUGGGUCGCUACACGCCAUUCGUGACACCGAGCUCGCCAAAUUUCCAAAGACACUCUUUAACAGCCUUGCGUUGGAGCACCCCGGCAUUACGAUCAAGAUCUCGAAAAUCAUUGCGUCUCGCAUGCGGUCACUGAUGGAUGAUCCGUUGCAUGAACAAACAAAAGAGCGGGGUACCAAAGCAACACGGACCAAUGUCUCUUCCACUGUCAACUUACGAACAAUCGCCGUACUGCCUGUCACAGCUGGCAUACCGGUUGUCGAUUUUGCCAGUCGUCUCAUGAACGCGCUCACUCAGAUCGGCACCCCCCGAGGUGUAGUGUCGUUGAAUCAGGCCGCUAUUCUCAACCACCUUGGGCGACACGCCUUCAAUCGCAUGGGUAAGCUGAAGCUGUCGCAGUAUCUGGCAGAUCUUGAGGAGAAGUACGGGAUGAUACUCUACGUGGCCGACACUCCCGUCAAGUCGCCUUGGACGCAGACAUGUAUCAGCCAGGCAGACUGCAUCCUGCUAGUUGGCCUCGCUGAGCUCUCACCCAACAUCGGUGAAUAUGAGCGCUUCCUUCUGACGACAAAAACAACAGCUCGGAAGGAGCUUGUCAUGCUCCACUCGGAACGCUACUGUCCUCCUGGACUGACGCGGAAGUGGUUGCGUAAUCGCCCCUGGGUCAAUGGAAGCCAUCACCACAUUCAAAUGUCGUUCCGGGCUACACAAGAGCCUGUUCAUCACGCAGGACGCCGUUUUGGAAACGCGUUGAAGCAGCGUGUACAAGUCAUUCAAGCAGAGAUCCAGAAGUAUACGUCGAGAAGAGUGCGCCAAACACCGCUGUACUCCGCAGAGACGCCGUUCAAGGGUGACUUUCACCGACUCGCACGACGACUGUGUGGCAAGUCAGUCGGUCUUGUGCUGGGCGGAGGAGGUGCCCGAGGUAUUUCACAGAUCGGUAUUAUCAGGGCACUUGAAGAGGCAGGCAUUCCCAUCGAUAUCGUUGGAGGUACCAGUAUUGGUGCGUUCAUUGGUGCAUUGUAUGCCUGGGAUGCAGAUGUCGUUCCCAUGUACGGACGCGCAAAGAAGUUCGCAGGCCGCAUGGGCAGCAUGUGGCGGUUCGCGCUCGACCUAACAUACCCUUCUGCUUCUUACACGACCGGCCACGAGUUCAACCGCGGCAUUUUCAAGACCUUCGGUAACUCCCAGAUGGAGGACUCCUGGCUCGAAUUCUACUGCAACACAACAAACAUUAGCAAAUCGCGCUCUGAGAUCCACACCUCAGGCUACGUCUGGCGCUAUGUGCGCGCCUCCAUGUCACUCGCUGGCUUACUUCCACCGCUCUGCGACAAUGGAAGCAUGCUUCUCGACGGUGGCUACAUCGACAACUUGACCGUCGCACACAUGAAGAGCCUCGGCGCAGACGUGAUCUUCGCCGUCGACGUCGGUAGUUUGGAUGACGACACCCCACAGUCAUUUGGAGAUUCCCUGUCAGGUUUCUGGGCCACGUUCAAUCGCUGGAACCCCUUCUCUGCAUUCCCCAAUCCGCCCACUUUAUCCGAGAUUCAGUCGCGUCUUGCCUACGUUUCCAGUAUUGACGCGCUGGAGCGUGCAAAGACUACGCCAGGUUGCAGGUACAUGCGGCCGCCGAUCGAUCCGUAUGGCACACUCGACUUCGCGAAGUUCGAGGAGAUAUACGAAGUGGGGUAUAAGUAUGGUAAGGAGUUUUUGACGGGGCUGAAGGAGCAGGGUGUUCUGCCUAUCACGGAGGAGACAGAGAAAGAGAAGGAUUUAAGGAGGACCAUGGCGCCGAGACGAGCCUCUAUCUAGAGUCGGCGGGCCGGGUGCUGCUCAGUCACCCUUGCCCUGCAAUCUGGAGGGCUAUUGAGGAAGAUGGAGGUGCACUGGACAAAUGGUAGGCACGAUAGGUUUGAAGGGCUUGUACACACAAUCUUUGUAUCCGGUACAGAAUAGGGACCGACAACGUGAGUCGACUCGCAACGCUUGGAGCGUACAACGUCUCACAUGGGCGGACACGAUCUACAGAUGCGCAUAAGAACCUGGCGAGGGACAAGGUGGACAAGAGCCAGCUGUAGUUCGGCGGGCAGGGCCUAGCAAUUUGUUUCCUCUUGGCGCGAGAGGAGCACUGCGAAAAUUGACUAGGGCUAUGAUGUUCAGCGUGUUGAACUGUUGUUCUGUGAAGGGGUCGCGUGCCCAUGACAUCUUAUCAGUUUUCCAUUACAGAAGUUCCAAAAGGC
Molecule: messenger RNA, 5086 nt
Organism: Didymella exigua CBS 183.55
Lineage: Eukaryota; Fungi; Ascomycota; Dothideomycetes; Pleosporales; Didymellaceae
Product: lysophospholipase NTE1
Exons: 3
Coding region: 129-4658 (1509 amino acids)
Biological process (GO): lipid metabolic process
Cellular component (GO): endoplasmic reticulum
Molecular function (GO): phosphatidylcholine lysophospholipase A1 activity
Source: RefSeq, a predicted model, not a curated record